This is a messenger RNA of Leptidea sinapis, 1597 nucleotides long. RefSeq names its product protein sidekick-2-like. The record is from RefSeq and is a predicted model, not a curated record. Gene Ontology annotation, cellular component: neuron projection membrane. Gene Ontology annotation, biological process: synapse organization. Lineage: Eukaryota; Metazoa; Arthropoda; Insecta; Lepidoptera; Pieridae. The transcript has 9 exons. Bases 452 to 1426 code for a protein of 324 amino acids.
GCGGGGUGCACGUCGAGUGUGUGUUCCGCCUUACCGCCGCCCGAGCGCCGCUACCCGCCGCCCGCGCGUAUAGCGUACACCGCGCGGGAAACUGCCGCGCGAUCACUUUGUUGGUGCGGAUCAUAUUAGUAUUGUGUUGUAUUGUAUGUAACUGUUGAUGAUGUGAGUUUGUUGCUGAAAGGAUUGCUCACUUUCGCCGCCGUGCUGGUAACCGCUUACAAUCCCACCAUGGAAAAAAAGCCUGACGAACCAGAGGAUGUCACGAAUAAGCCACUACCUUCGAUGAGUGAACCCACGGAGGUUCAAGAUGCUGUAGCAUCUACUUUAGCAACGCCAUUCGCGCAGCCAAUAAUCACUGCUUCAAAAUCUAAAGCCCAAAAACAACAGUGCGGUCCGGCUGCUGUACUGUUCGGACACGGUCGCGGCCCGCUACGGCGCCACACCGCGGUUGAUGAUGAGCGCGGGCGCGUGGCGGCGACACGCGCUCACCGCCGCGCUACUGCUCGCCGCGCACCUCAUCAAAGUGUUGUCCUGCGGAGAGACGGGCGGCGCGGGGCCCGCGGGGGGCGGGACGCGGGGCCGCCGCUACGUGGGGCUCUACACCGGGCCCUACUUUGACCCCAGCGCACCCAACAACAUCACCGCUCAGCUCGGGACCCACGCCUACCUGCCCUGCAAGGUUCGACAGCUGAGCAACAAGUCAGUGUCGUGGAUCCGGCGUCGCGACGCUCACAUCCUGACCGUAGACCGCUUCACGUUCAUCGCGGACGAGAGGUUCCAGGCCUUCCUGGUGGAAGCUACGGACACGUGGACGCUGCAGGUGAAAUAUGUCCAGGCGAGAGACGCCGGUGUCUACGAGUGCCAGGUCGGUACCGAGCCCAAGAUGAGCCAUUUCGUCCAACUGAAUGUUGUUGUGCCAAAGAUCGAGAUCGCCGGCGAGAGCGAGUUGUACGUGAAGGCGGGCAGCACCGUGAGCCUGAAGUGCGUCAUCACGCAGGCGCUAGAGGAGCCCGCCUACAUCUUCUGGUACCACGGGGCGGAGCGCGUGCUCAACUACCGGCGCGGGUUGCGGGACAUCCGUGUGGAGCGACUGGCACCCGACACCACGCUGUCGCACCUCGUGCUGCACAACCCCGUGCGGGAGGACUCCGGCAACUACUCUUGCGCGCCCUCGAACCUGGACUCCGCCUCCGUCAUGCUGCACGUGCUCAGUGGUGAGCAGCCCGCAGCCAUGCAGCAUGGCAACUCGGCGCUACGCUCGUCUCCGUCACUCGCGCUGGCCGCGUUGUCCUGGCUAGCGGCCGGUACCGCCGCACCCGUCGCGACAGCUUCGCUCAUCUCGCGCGCCUUGCUCAGGCUGCUCGUUAUUCUGUCGAUGGCGCUAGUUCUGCCAUUGCAAUGUCACGACGAAGACGAUCCUAAAUAGCGGAAGGUCCAGUUGCAACUCACACACGCUCGAGGCGGGCCGCGUGUGCGUGUCAGUGUGUGUGCGUGUGUGUCUAUACAUAUGUGUAUAAUAUUGUGUGUAUGCGUCUGUUCUCUUAUUGUACUUCGAGAUUGUAUACCGGACGAAUCCGGACUUAAUUUUGUAUUAUAA